AUGACGUCACUGAAGCCGCUGGGGUUUCAGCCUCCCUCGGCUGCGGUCACUGAAGAUUUCUUGGCAACAUACCAUGCUAACUAUGGCUUUCCCACUGAAAGUUCAGAUACCUCGGCAUCUGUUGCAAAGACUGAAUCUAAACCUGCACCAGAUUCAAAGGCCAACAAAGCUCAGCAGCCGGUAGAACCCAAAACGUCGCAGCCGACAGAUCCUAAACAAAAAGGAGAAAAAAGAAAAGCUGAAGCAGGAUGGUUUCAUGUUGAAGAACAGAAAAAUACAAAUGUAUAUGUGACAGGUUUACCACCAGACAUUACAAAAGAUGAGUUUGUAGAAGUUAUGUCAAAGUGUGGUAUCAUUAUGCGUGAUCCUCAAACAGAGGAGCCAAAAAUCAAACUUUACAAAGACAAAGAAGGAAAUCUUAAAGGCGAUGGGCUCUGUUGUUAUUUAAAGAGAGAAUCUGUUGAACUUGCACUGAAAUUAUUGGAUGAAAAUGAAAUCCGAGGCUACAAACUGCACGUGGAAGUUGCACAGUUCCAGCUUAAGGGGGAGUAUGAUGCUAGCAAGAAGAAAAAGAAGUGCAAAGAUUACAAGAAGAAGCUCUCCCAGCAACAAAAACUGCUGGAUUGGAGGCCAGAGAGGAAAGAGGGGAGUGCUAGAUUGCGGCAUGAGCGUGUCGUCAUUAUCAGAAACAUGUUUCACCCCAAAGAUUUUGAGGAGGACCCCUUGGUGCUAAAUGAAAUCCGAGAAGAUCUACGGACAGAAUGUGAAAAAUUUGGUCAAGUAAAGAAAGUCAUUAUAUUUGAUAGGCACCCUGAUGGAGUAGCGUCGGUAUCUUUUAAAGAAUCCGAAGAGGCUGAUGUUUGCAAACAGGCACUCAGUGGACGAUGGUUUGGUGGACGGCAGCUCUGUGUGGAAACAUGGGAUGGUGUAACUGAUUACCAGGUUGAAGAAACCUCACGGGAAAGAGAAGAGAGACUGAAGGGGUGGCAAGAAUUUUUAGGUGAUCCUGACCAACAGCUGCCGAAAGGGCCACCGGGUGCAGAUUCUUCAAAAACUGGUCAGCAGCUGGCUAAAGGAGCUCUGCCAUCUCAAGACAACGGGACCUCUGAAGCCGAUGCGAAGGCCGAAGCAGCUGAAAGAGGAAGUGACAGCAAAGGAGCCAGUGAAGAUGUCACGGCGUCCACAGACAGCAGCGUUGCAGACAGCGACGAAGAAGCAGAGGCGUAACGCCGCUUGUUGCUUGUAGAAAGCGCGAUCGCGGGGUACCCUUGAGGCCUCUGUUAUCCUUUAUUCUGACGCAGCUGCAAGCUGCACUCGAAUGAAUGAAUGAAGAUGAAUAUAUAUAUAUAUAUGCAUAUAUAUGCAUAUAUAUGCAUAUGUGCACGUUUCUUUGUUAGGGUGUCAUCAACAUGCUUUUGAGGUAUUCCAUUAAAAGCAGCAUUUAGUUCAUUGCGUGCGUGCGUGUUCAUAUAUUCACGUAUGGCCGCGACUGAAGCUGCGUAUGUCAUAAGUUGCCAAGAAUCCUGCUGAACUGACCAGCUGUCUUAAGUUAUACCUUUGCUUGUCAGUGUUCAAAGUCCAUCCACGUGAAGUAGGUACAAACUUCCAGUUCCCCUUAACUACACAAUAACCUUUAGAAACACAGGUAUGAAUGCUUUUCAGUGUUUGCUCUAAUUUCAGCCCCCCCUUCCAACCUACUAAUACUCUCCCUGUAUGAUAUGAAUUCUUGCCUGCCUUGGGUGCACCAGUAUGUGCUUGCAACAGCUGGUUUUCCUGAUAUUAGUGAUUUUAAAGUAACAGAUCAUUGAAGAUGUAUUAGCGCUCUCCAUGGCCGAGAGAGAGAUUAGAGAGAUCAGGCUCUGAAAAUGCUCUUCUGGUGUGUAAAGUUCCUUGUGAUUCAUGUCCUUCGUUCAUUUAGAAGUUUGAUGCUGAGGAAAGCUAGGUAAUAAAUGGGAAAAAGAAUGUAAAUAAGAUUAAUUCUAAUCUUCACUUUUUAAAAUUCUGAUUUGGUUAACUCAUUGAAAACAUGCAGAGCGCAUCUGUGUUGGAAGUGUGAUUCCCGCCUUGCCCCGGUGUUAACUGUUCAAAUAUAGUUGGAUUUCAAGCAUUUGUCAAGACUGAGUAUAUGAAGCCUGUAUUUUUUUAUACUGGAUUGAUUAUAGGAGAUUCUACGAAUAAAAUUGUUUUGAGAUUCAUUCCCAAAAUUGUUUCUCAGAUUUUUAAACAACUUUUUGUAGAUAUUAACCACUCAGAAAUAGCCCUUUUUAAAAUUGCUCCCAAGACUUUCCAAAUGCUCUGCCCACGUUUAUUUUCUGUGGCCUUAUAACUACAUAUUUAAAUAAGGAAGUGAUGAUUUCAUCCAUCCCAGAUAUACUUUAAUGGGGAACCUGUGCUUUUGUGACAAAUCAUAGCAUAGAUUUUCCCCAUUUGCAUGUGAGUGUAGGAGAUUAGAUGCUUCAUACUGAGUUUGCUGUUUUAUCUGAAUGAUUCUGUAGUUUGUAGAAAUCAGGAUCUCAGCCCGUUGCUUGAGACAGACAAUUAUGCAAAUUAUUACUUGCUGUUGACUCCAAAUGUAGCAGACUUAGAAGUGGACAUUUCAAACUUUAUCUCCUUUUGUUGGAAAAGGAGAAGAAAAAAUUAGGAGCCUAAACUCACUUUUGAUCAAUUUCACACGGACAUAGUUGAAUGUUACGUCUCAUUGGAUCCUUUAUUUAUAGGCAGUUUAGGAAUCUGCACUGAUGAAAAACAGGCUAACUUGCUAAAUAAUCUUUUGUAGAAUAAAGCUAAGUGCUUAAUGUAACCGUUUUGUACCUUGAAUUUGUGAUUAAUCCAUCUUUUGAAAAUAUUUGUGUUGCUUUCGAACUUAUAGGUUCUGACCACUCAUAUCUGACACACUUCCCUUAAAAAAGCUGAGAAUUUAAGUAAACCGAAGAUGAGUGAUAGAAGCAAAUUGCGGUUCUAAAAGGUUUUCAUCUGCCCAAGUGAAAGAUGUGGCAAGGUUUUAAUGCACAAGCCUGUCCUGGAUUUUCUCUUGCUGUUGUGUGUCCUUGUAUGUUGGGAUGUGUGAUGAGAUGACAGCGAAGGAGGUCAUUUAAACUGUUAAUGCAAGUUUAGUGAGACAAC
Messenger RNA from Python bivittatus (Burmese python), 3123 nucleotides. The record is from RefSeq and is a predicted model, not a curated record. Lineage: Eukaryota; Metazoa; Chordata; Lepidosauria; Squamata; Pythonidae.